CUAUAAAUUAUGAUGUGUUGAUUAUUAGAUUUGUAUGUUCUAUUCGUGCUUGCUAGAUGCGUGAUUCAAAUCGAAUGCAGGUGCUUCCUGACAUCGCCACGUUCCCGACAAACUAUCUAAAAACAAUGACGUCAUAGUCCCGUCAAAACGAGCCAAUGGAGGAAUUCGAGAAAGCGGUGAAAGCGGUGAAAGCUGGAAAGUUAGGAAAGGUAGAGGAUUGGGUCAGGCGCGGCUUGGACCUGGAGGCAAGGGACCGUAAUGGUUGGAUGGUGUUGCAUCAUGUGGCGAAAUACGGGAAAGUAACAGUUGCUGUGUCGUAUAUGAUCGGGCAAGGUGUUGAUGUCAAUUGCAAAACAACUGGUGUAGACGGUUUCCAAGAGACCCCUUUACUGAUCUCGUGUCAGGAAGGUAACAUGGACAUGGUGAAAUAUCUGCUUGCACAUGGAGCGGACAUCAAAGCCAAGGACAGGCGCGGGCGGAAUGUGUUGCACUUUGCGUCAGAAUCAAAGAAUCUCAAACUUGUGGAAUAUUUUGUGGGUCAGGGAUUUGAUGUCAAUUGCAAAGAUACUAACAAUAGCACCCCGUUACUGAGAGCGUGUAGCGAAGGAAACAUCGACAUUGCCAAAUAUCUGCUUAGACAUGGAGCGGAUAUCAGCGCCAGGGACAGAUGGGUCGGGAAUGUGUUGCACUUAGCGUGUGAAGCAAACAGCCUUGCUCUUGUGGAAUAUCUGGUCAAUCAAGGUGCUGAUGUCAACUGUAAAGGCGUUUAUGACGUCACUCCGUUACUGAUAUCUUGCGAGAAAGGUAACAUUGAUAUUGUGAAGUGUCUUCUUGGACAUGGAGCAGAUAUCAAAAGCAAGGACAAACGAGGAAGGACUGUGUUAAGCUACGGGCGGGAGUCGAAAACUCCAGGCAUUGUGGAAUACCUGAGGAGUAAAGGUGGCGUUGAGAAUAUUGACACCAUCACUGAGUGGCCAAAGAACACCGCAGCGCCUCCUAACCUGCCUUCAGAUGUUGCUGUCACUUCCAUAGCGUCAACAACAGCAACAGCCAUCUUUGAAGCGCCCCCUGCCGGAACAUAUGAUUGUUUCAAGAUUUCCAUCGUCCCAUGGACCAAUGGUGAAACACUGUCGUCCCUGGUGAACAAAUCUGGAACUACGUACCAUGCCCUGUUUUCCAACCUCGUUCCUGGUACAGAUUACACAGUUGCAGUGGGUACCUUUGUUGGAGGGAUUGCUGGCACACAACGGACAAGGACAUUCAAAACAAGUAAACCUCGAAUUAAGGGGGACAAACAUGUGGCGGAAGGAACGCCGCAAGUCGGCCCUGCUGUAGAAGGAACGCCCCAAGUCGGCCCUGCUGCAGAAGGAACGCCCCAAGUUGGCCCUGCUGUAGAAGGAACGCCCCAAGUCGGCCCUGCUGCAGAAGGAACGCCCCAAGUCGGCCCUGCUGCAGAAGGAACGCCCCAAGUCGGCCCUGCUACAGAUGCUGUUGAGAUCCCCCAACCGUCUGGACAAGUGAUUAUCCAACAGAUAGCGCAUGUCAGUGGAACUGGCAAUAUCGGGAACAUACACAACGAAGGAACAUUCAUCGUGAACGUCACCAACACGCGCACGGCUGGGAAGGUCACCAACACGCGUACGGCUGGGAAGAAGAAGAAGAAGCAAAAGCCAGGGAGGAAUACGGUUCCUAGAAAUGGCAAGGCAAGCAGGGACAACAAUUUUGCGGGAUCUUCGUCACCCUCUGGGGAACAGUCACAGAAUGAAGAGGCACUGGAAAUGGGGAAUUCGGCAAGGAUUCAACAUGGUGGGGCCGCGGACGAAAGGACGCCCAUGUUACUAGUCCAACAGCAUGAUUUCGGUGAUGAAGAGCCCGUGAAGGAAGAAAGGUCCUCCAGAUGGUGCUGCUGCUGUUAAUGGGCCAACGUGACUACAUUCCGCACUAAAAACAAAAGGCAGAGAAAGUACUAGUUGCUGUUUUGUGUUUUUUGAGAAUGAUACCAGUAUUAUUAGCUGUUCCGCUUAUAGAUUUGAAAGUGUAAAGCAUCGGCCUGUACAAAUGUGUAUUUCAAGUAAUAUAGUCUAUAUCUGCGAGUUGAGAGAGUGAAAGUCAAUCGUAAGAAGCUAUAAUCACAUCGCUUGUUGAGUAUUGGAGAUAUACAAGAUCAUACAACGUUAAAGUUCGGAGUGUUUUGUUUGCCCAUCAUACCCGACAUACACUACUCCUACUGCAUUCAUGGUUUCAUAACGGCUAUAGUGCGCGUCGCCAAUGUGCAACCGAAUCUCGGUGUUACAAAGCUAUCUUUCUGGUGUGAAUGAAUUAUAUUUUACACUGCGAAUCUGAAUCUCCCAAGUUUUCUACUGAUCUCUGCACCCGAAAGACUCCUUCAAACGCGUCAUUGUACUCUUCCGCCCAUCCGCAUCUAGUUCGUCAUCAUCUUCAUAGAGGGCGGAUCACCUCUCCAUGCCAUGACUAUUCAAAUAUUCGUCCAAAACCUCGUCAUUUAAUUCGUCAUUUUUCUCCAAAUAUGGACGAAAGUCAAAUGCAGAAAGUUUCUCACUUGAACACAUCGCGCGCCUGGUUUUUAUCUUCAGUUUCCCCAUCGUUGCCAUUUGGAUCCAAUCCGUCAGAACCUGGAACUAUUUCGUCCUGCAGUUGAACAUUGACGGCACUAAUUGGCACAUUGCCAUCAUUGCUCGGUGUGACAUCACCGAUAGGAGUUGGUCUGCUAAUAAUAUACGUGGAGCUAUCGUCGAAAUCAUCGAAGUCAUUUUGCAUGCCGGAAUCUGCCGAACCGGUUCGGUACCCGGCCGAAGCCUCGUCUUCUUUGUUUUGCGCCUGGAUUUGACCUUGACCUUUAAGAAAGUCCGCGUGCUGUGAAUGAGGCUGUGGCGCCUUGCCUCCAAUCGGCGGUAGAGAAUGUCUAUAAAACGGGUCAUAGUAACUGAUGUUGUAGCCCAUCAGGGAAAGCGAUGAGCGUCUGGAUCCUGACCCCUCAGAGACACCUGGCGGGGCCUGUGCACUAGCCUCCUUUAACUUUUCCGCCAAUUUUUCCAUCUCUUGUUUCACCCUUUCGCGAUCCUCCGUGGUAUCACGUGUACUGGGGACGGGGCUGGAAAUAACAGCCGAUUUUGCCGCGAACGACACCGACAUUUGUGGUUUCCCAGCAGACUUCUGUGCAACCGGAAGUUUCGACAGCGCGCGUGGACUAGUCGGUAAUUCCGGUUCCGUCCAAGGCAUCGGCGUAUCCGGUCGCGAUUCAAUAUUGCCGUUUUCGUCAUCGAGCUUCGUGUAAACGUUGGCUCUGCUCCAAUCAUCUUGGAGUAAGUCAUAAAGCCUUCCUCCCUCCGCCUCCUUUCGGCGAGGGUACUUAACUAACGGUCCGGAGACGUCACCUUUAAUUGGUGGUAAUUUUCCUUUAGAACCUUGAAAAGUCCCCGAGUGUCCGGAUAUAGGAUGUGACGCCAUUUGACAGUUCUCAGAUUGUCUUUGGACUGAUGGGAAGUUAUGUUUCAAUUUUUCCUUUUCGUCUUCGUCUAGUAUAAAUCAGACCGUAACAAAACUAAGGAUCAGACCACUCGACCAUCCGUGGCACGUGAAAGACACUUUUCUCUGCGAUGGUAGGCCAUAUUUUGCGCCCGCAAGCAGGCAGAACAAAGCAAGCCGUUUCGCACUGCCGCUGCCCUGCGCCCAGAUGCAGAUCACGGCAAGUCUUGCUCGUUUUUUAGGCCGGUCUGUGAUCUUAGUUGGAACCGAUCAACCUGAAAUAAGAAAGCAAACAAUUAAAUGAGAAAACAGAA
Lineus longissimus is the source of this 3800-nucleotide messenger RNA. Its product is annotated as poly [ADP-ribose] polymerase tankyrase-2-like. The transcript has 3 exons. Gene Ontology annotation, molecular function: protein binding. Bases 156 to 1916 code for a protein of 586 amino acids. The record is from RefSeq and is a predicted model, not a curated record. Lineage: Eukaryota; Metazoa; Nemertea; Pilidiophora; Heteronemertea; Lineidae.